Molecule: messenger RNA, 1693 nt
Organism: Ectocarpus sp. CCAP 1310/34
Lineage: Eukaryota; Phaeophyceae; Ectocarpales; Ectocarpaceae
Source: the annotation of a GenBank genome assembly
UGCGGGCAUUCUUGAGAUCUGGAUGCUGAUCGACAUCGGCCCGAACAAUUUCCGCCGCCGCACGCACGAUCUCCAUCCUCGCGUCAGCCUCUUUCGCUUCUUCGAGAAGACGCCUCACUAUCUGCAGGGACGUACUUCCACCGGACGUGGCGUUUGCGGGUGUGCUCGAACCAUCGAACGUGUUCGCCAGGCGCGCCCGUAGGGCGAGGGAUGCGAUAACCUCAUCCCGAGCGUUGCCGAGGAAGAGACACAGUAGUCGUUGGCGCCCGUCUCCAAAGCCCCCCUCGCUGCUGACCACCCGGUCUUGGCUCCCAUCAGCGCUCGCGAUGCUCUCGAACAUCUGACACACGGCCUUCCGCCCGCUCCUAAGCUCAAGUUCUUGGUCACCAUCCUUUGCGCGCUCAGCUGAGAGCCAGUCGAACACAUCCUCCCAGUAAAGGAUAUCCCCGCGAGCUACGGCUUUACCAACGCGCGCACCCGGCUGAACGGCUUCUCCGGCGCCGGUUCAUCGAGUUGCUCGAUGCCGCAACCUUUUUUUGAGUAGCUUCUCCGAUGGCCCGGAUUCGAGGUUGAUUGCAGGCCUGGCAGUACCAAGCUUGUGUGCGUCCUGAUCCACCACCCUCCGUAUUAUUACCGUCCACGACGUCCACACUGUACCACGUCUUCUGGUCCUUCACAGGGUACCCUCUCUUGCACACGCUACAUGUUCGGAGCUCCGGCUUUGCUUCCCUCUCGAGAAGAAAACCGUAGAAACAAUCUCGGCGUUGGCAAAUGCAGUCGAUGCUGGGACAAAAUCCUCGCACGAGAGGUAGAGGCAGCUCCCCCUCUCCUUCUUGGUACUCGGCCAAAAACAACCGUGCCGCUCGUUCAAGCCGUGGCCCUCUGAGGUGCGUGAAGCCAGCUAAGUCCUCCGACCUAUGGCAUGCGGAGCAUAGCUUGUCAUUGACGGCGUGCACUACGCCUGAGGGGCACAUGCUGCAUUCGAGACCCGGGUUGUUUGUGAACCAACCGCCCUCCGCACGCCUACAAGGUUUCUUGCUUGUUUUUUUCUCGGCUCCGAUCUGAGGAUUCCUGACUCCAGGAUCAGACUGUCUUCGCGCUGCACUCCGCUUGACGGAGCGAGAGCCAGCUGUUCCAAGCUUUCCACCGCAACUUCGACGCCGGAAUUCAACUGUCCGCUUGCCUCCAGACUCCAACUUCUCACGUUCAGCUUCGGCAAUCUCUCGCUCUCUGCGGACCUUAGCCUGUUGCCUCGCCUCCUUUUGCAGCUCACUGUACUCCUCGUCUGCCAUCCUCGUCUCAAAGACGGCUUGCCGCCUCUGCCCCAGCGUCCGUCUCUUUCUGCGUUUCCUACCGGAUCCCGUACGGCUUCCCGGAUCUCGGCCACGCGCGCCGGAUCCCGCCACUCGCUUAGUUGCGACGCCAGGCGUACUUGCGGGUGUCGCCUCUGGGGAAGCGGUGCCCAGGCCGCCUCCCCGUUGACAAGUAGCCGUAGACCCCCCCCCGCUGCUACCAUUAACAGGAUUCGACGGAGUUCGUGGGGGGCGACUACGUGGGUGGCGCGUCCUCCUUGGUGUCGCUUUUCCUUCAGCCGGACUGCAUGUCCGUCCACGUCUUGGUUCAGGGCGAGGAGACGCAGGCGGUGUCAAGGUCUGCUCUGUAUGGCUCUUGUCGCCGCUCCUCCCCCCCCGAU